AUGGCGUCGCAAGUUCCUUCCCAGGCUAACAUCCAGUCUACGCAUCCCUUCACUUGCAACACAUGCCAGGUCGCCUUCCGAUCGAGCGAGUUGCAGCGGGCGCACAUGCAGACCGACUGGCAUCGCUACAACCUCAAGCGUCGCGUGGCCUCGCUCCCACCGCUAUCCUCUGAGAUCUUCACCGAGAAGGUUCUUGCGAACAAGGCCACCGCUGCCGCCACUGCCGCCAAGGCGUCGUUUGAGAAACUGUGCACCCCGUGCCAGAAGACGUACUUCAGCGAAAAUGCCUACAACAACCACCUCAACAGCUCCAAGCAUCGCAUCAACAUGGCCAAGUCGGGUAGAGGUGCGCAACUAGAUGACGCCGCAUCGGUAACGGGCUCCAUGGUCAGCUCUGCCUUUUCGCUGGGAGAGUCCAUGGCUGAGUCGGAAGCCACCACCGUCAACGGGGACAAGGAUGUCGCAGGUGUCGCCGAAGGUCUACAAAAUGCCAGCCUCGAAGGCGAGGACGCAGCUGAGAACGAGUCCGCCGCCGCCGAAGACGACAAGAGCUCUGUUGCCGCGUCGACCAAGCCUGCCACCGAUCCCCUCCUCGACUGCCUAUUCUGCAACUACAAGUCGCCCAACUUCCAGCUCAACAUUACUCACAUGGGACGAUACCACGGCAUGUUCAUACCCGAGAAGGAAUUCCUCGCUCAACCCGAGGAGCUUAUCAAGCAUCUCCACGAGAAGAUCCACGCCUACCACGAGUGCCUCAAAUGCCACAAGACUCUUCACACCGCCUCUGGCAUUCAAACGCACAUGCGCGACCGCGGCCACUGCAUGAUUGCCUUCGACUCGGAUAUUGAGUUGGUCGAGAUUGGCGAGUUCUACGACUUCCGGAGCUCUUACCCCGACGCUGCCGACUUCGACGAGAUGGCAGAGGAGGCUGAAGAUUCAGACGAUUCGUCAUCUACAACAGGAGGCGGAAUCAAGCUCGGUGCCAGGCGCGAGACCAAGACCACUACAGAGGAUGACGCAGCCAUGUCGAGCAACGCCGAGGAGGACGCAGGCUGGGAGACCGACAGCACCGUCUCGAGCGUACCGACCGAUGAGAUCACAGCCGUACCCAUCGACCGCAGCCACCGCCACAAGUCACUCAACAAGUCGAAGCACCACAACCACGCCGACCCCCGCCCACACCGCGCUGCCGACGGCUUCCACUCCCACGCGCACCACACUCCCCAAGCCGUCUACCACGACGAAUACGAGCUCCACCUCCCCUCGGGCCGCACCGCAGGUCACCGCUCACUAAACAAGUACUACCGCCAGAACCUGCGCAACUACCCCGGCGUCGCCGAGCGCAUGGAGGAAGCGCAACGCGCCCGCAUACCCGGUGCCAUCACCGCCGGCGACGAAGACGAAGAGGACCAGGACGGCGACGUCACUAUGGCCGGCGAGGAAGGCGAGGAGUGCAGCCAACUCCAAGUCCGCGGUCGCGGCCACGAUAAAGACCGCCAGCUCCUGUCUCGUGCCAACGGCGGGCGGGGUAUGGUCGGUGUCACCGACGCCAAGAAGAAGGAGAUCCAAGCUGUUGAGAAGCGCGAUAGGAGGAAGGAGCAGGCUGCUCGCAGUCGCUACCAGGCUAAUGUUGAGAAGGCGCAGAACUCGCAGAAGCACUUCCGCGAUCCCCUUCUGCAGUAG
Messenger RNA from Alternaria novae-zelandiae, 1683 nucleotides. RefSeq lists its product as uncharacterized. The coding region runs from base 1 to 1683 and encodes 560 amino acids. The record is from RefSeq and is a predicted model, not a curated record. Gene Ontology annotation, biological process: ribosomal large subunit biogenesis. The transcript has a single exon. Lineage: Eukaryota; Fungi; Ascomycota; Dothideomycetes; Pleosporales; Pleosporaceae. Gene Ontology annotation, cellular component: preribosome, large subunit precursor. Gene Ontology annotation, molecular function: zinc ion binding; nucleic acid binding.